Glarea lozoyensis ATCC 20868 is the source of this 1056-nucleotide messenger RNA. RefSeq lists its product as uncharacterized. Lineage: Eukaryota; Fungi; Ascomycota; Leotiomycetes; Helotiales; Helotiaceae. The record is from RefSeq and is a predicted model, not a curated record. The transcript has 2 exons. The coding region runs from base 1 to 1056 and encodes 351 amino acids.
AUGUCCACCGUACCCCAGAAUGACAGCCAGAAGGCUCCGAAGUCAUCAAAGUUCGUUGUUGUUAUGCGCAAAAUAUACAGGCCAUUAGGCUUUCAAAAGGGUUACAACUUCCCUUUAUUCGUCAUCUUUGCUGGAGCCAUGAUGGGAUUUACCCUAGCACGUUUAUCAUAUCUCAACGUCGGCGGUAGUGCACCUUCAAGCUACCGCAACAGUACAGUUCCUAAAGAAUGGCACAACUUCAAAGAUGGAUACCGUCGGAUAGGACUUACCUUACAUCUUGCCACCUGUUUACCUCUAGGCUUCCUCAUGGUAUGGCAAUUCAUACCAGUGAUCCGACACAAGUUCCUCACUUUCCACCGAAUCAACGGAUAUGUCAUUCUGCUGCUCAUUGUUCUGUCCAAUGUGGGCGCUCUGAUGAUUGCUCGUGUCGCGUUUGGAGGAACACUCGAUAUCCAGAGCGCUGUUGGUGUGUUGGCUAUCCUGACUUCAGUCUCCGCAUGGAUGGCAUAUUAUAAUGUGAAGCGACUCCAGAUGGAUCAGCAUAGGGCUUGGAUGCUGCGAUGCAUGUUUUAUCUCGGUACUAUCAUCACUGCCCGUAUCAUCAUGAUCAUCGCGGCUUUGAUAAUUAGCAGUACCAAGAAAUACUACGGACUCCAGUCUUGCGAUCAGAUUGCAGCAGCAUACGAUGCAGUCCAGGAGGCUCUAGAAAAUUAUCCAGCUUGCGCCAAUGUAUCUGGAGAUACACUCGUUAUUGUGCAAGCUAGCUUUGAUUCAGCAGUGACUGUAGGCACAGCGCUGUCGCUGCCAUUUGGAAUGGGCGUUUGGCUUGCCACUUUCAUCCAUCUGGUUGGUGUCGAAAUAUAUUUAGGCCUCACACCGGCCGAGGGAGAGAGACUGAGAAAUGUCAGUUACCAGAGACAGUUGGAGGCAGGUUUCGCGCAUCCAGGAAGUGCUGGUCUGACAAGUGAUCGGUGGGGAGACGCUCCAGAAUGGAAACCAGAAGCCGCAAGAGAGUCAGCAAAUAACAAGCAGCUCUCACAAGAGGGAAGAAAGUGA